This is a messenger RNA of Haplochromis burtoni (Burton's mouthbrooder), 3744 nucleotides long. Its product is annotated as vang-like protein 2. Gene Ontology annotation, biological process: multicellular organism development; establishment of planar polarity; Wnt signaling pathway, planar cell polarity pathway. The transcript is spliced from 8 exons. The record is from RefSeq and is a predicted model, not a curated record. Bases 892 to 2472 code for a protein of 526 amino acids. Lineage: Eukaryota; Metazoa; Chordata; Actinopteri; Cichliformes; Cichlidae. Gene Ontology annotation, cellular component: plasma membrane.
AAAACCCAUAUUUUAGGUGUGACUGUGAUAGAUUGUAACUGAAAAAGUUAGAAAAGUCUGAUUAGUGCGGUUUUUUUGCCUUAGAAACCAGAUUAUUAAAGAUUCAUGGACAAGACAGGAAACAUAGUUUCAAAAUAAAAGCAUGAGAGUUUCUAAGGCUUUCUUGGUAAGCCUGCUUUUCUGUAUUAUAUGGAAAAGAUAUGAAAUGCAGUUUCCAUGUUAAGAGAUUGUAAAUAAAUAAUCAGGUGGCUGUGGAAAUACAUCCAGGGAAGUUUUUAAUGUUUCGAGAUGAUUUUCGCAUUGUCUUUGAGUUUGAAAGUUCAGUUUUAUUAUGAAAAUCCGUACCGGAAGCCGAGAAUAUACUCCAACUGUGCGGGUUCAGUACGUGCGUGCGAGACCCCCCUCACAGCGGGACACCGCAGAAGUAGAUCGGGGAUGAGGUCUGACCCGCAGCCUGUUGUUGAUGUUCGCUGGGAGGAUUUUAUUAAAGAGAAAAAUAAAACAAAGUGUGCGCACAGCGGAGAUUCAACAUUCGCUCCUGCUGUAAAUGAGCGAGGAAACAGGACAGAUGAGAGAAAGUGAAUUGGGAGCGUUUGGAGUCGCUUUUGUUGGACACGCUGCCCUCUGGCACCGCUGCUGCUGCUAACAGCGGCUCUUUGUGCUGCAGGCUGCCGCUUUUUCCUUCAGGGAGAAAGGUAGGACCUCUGGAAAAACCUUCCUGCAGGCUCCAAGAUAGAUUCCCUCAGGAGUAAAGUGGAUCUGCUGCGCCUCCCUCUGGCCCUCUCUACCAAGUCCAUCAGCAACUGCAAGAGCCAGUUGGGAGUGGUCUGGGACAAGGGCGGUUUGGGGACAGGAGUGGCCCGGAAACUCCGCCCACCGCCGAUCACUGACAUGGACAACGAGUCAACGUACUCGGGAUACUCUUACAAGUCAUCCCACUCGAGGAGUUCCCGCAAACACAGGGAGAGAAGGGACAGGCAUCGCUCUAAGAAUCGCGAUGGCAGCAUCCGUGGAGAGAAAUCUGUGGUCAUCCAGGCUCCGGGGGAGUCGCUGCUGGACGCAGAUUCCCCCAGAGAGGACGACAGGGAUGACAACUGGGGUGAAACGACCACGGUGGUCACCGGCACCUCCGUGGACAGCAUCUCAAACGAGGACCUGACGCAGCUAUCUAAGGACUCAGACGACUCUUCAGCGCUGGAGUGCCGGCGUUACAUCAGCCCAGCACUGGGAGCCAUUCUGGGCUUCGUCUCUCUGAUCACUCCACUGGCCUUCUUGGCCCUCCCACAGCUCUUGUGGCGGGACUCACUGGACCCUUGUGGCACGCCGUGCGAAGGCCUUUACAUUUCACUCGCCUUCAAGCUCCUGAUCCUCCUCAUCUCCACGUGGGCGCUGUUUCUCCGCCCGCCCAGAGCCGCUCUGCCACGCUUCUUUGUGUUUCGCUGUCUGCUGCUUGCGCUGGUCUUUCUCUUCGUGGCGUCCUAUUGGCUCUUCUAUGGGGUGCGGGUGCUGGAGCCCAGAGAGACAGACUACAGGGGGAUUGUGGGCUAUGCGGCAUCUCUGGUGGACGCGUUGUUGUUCAUUCAGUACCUAGCCCUCGUGCUGCUGGAGGUCAGACACCUGCAGCCUGCUUUCUCUCUGAAGGUUGUGAGGAGCACAGAUGGAGUCAGCCGCUUCUACAAUGUGGGACAUCUCAGCAUUCAGAGGGCCGCAGCGUGGGUUCUCGAUCAGUACUACAGCGACUUUCCGGUUUAUAACCCUGCGUUGCUUAACCUCCCCAAGUCCAUCCUCACCAAGAAAAUGUCUGCUUUCAAAGUCUACAACCUGGGGGAAGACAACAGCACCAACAACUCCACAGGCCAGUCCAGAGCCAUGAUUGCAGCGGCCGCUCGGAGAAGAGACAACUCUCACAACGAGUACUACUAUGAAGAGGCCGAGGUGGAGCGGAAGGUCCGCAAACGCAAAGCCAGGCUGGUGGUGGCAGUAGAAGAAGCUUUUACCCACAUCAAACGUCAUCAGCAGGAAGAUGCAGUCACUUCGUCUCCCAAACACCCGCGGGAGGUGAUGGACCCCAGGGAGGCAGCUCAGGCCAUAUUUGCCCCCAUGGCGCGGGCCAUGCAGAAGUACCUUCGUGCAACCAGGCAGCAGACUUACUACAGCAUGGAGAGCAUCAUCAGCCACCUGCAGUUCUGCAUUACCCACAAUAUGACACCAAAGGCUUUCCUAGAGCGUUACCUCGUCCCGGGCCCCACCCUGCAGUACCUGGACAGUAACAGAGGGCGCCAGUGGACACUAGUGAGCGAGGAGCCAGUGACCGCCUCUCUGCGCCAAGGCCACGUCUUCAGCCUGAAACGCCUCGACCUUUCUCUGAUUGUGACAGUAACGCCACUUCCUUUCUUGCACAUAGCCGAAGAGUUCAUUGACCCUAAAAGCCACAAGUUUGUCAUGAAGCUUCAGUCAGAGACGUCUGUGUAGGAGGGGAGAGGCACCGGGCAAGGCAGGGGAGGGGCAGGAUGUCGCAUCGUAUGUACUAAUACCUGAGGUCUAUUUUUAAUGUAUCUUUUGUUUGUUCUUUAUUUACUUUGUGGUAUUAAAAACCUGAUUGUUAUGACUGUUUAUUAGAGAAACGUGUGGCACAGAAAGGUCUUUACUGACAUAAAUAUAGAACUUGUAGGAAAAACACCAAGGCCACAAAAAUAGCACGUUACUGACGAUCUUCCAUUUACUUGCUUGAAAAACUGCUGACUGUUAACUUUGCUCUGUGGUUCUAGUUCCCGUUGUUGCAUUUUGUUUGCUCUUUAAAUUAGAUUCUUAAUAAACAUGAUAUUCCUGCACUGUUUACCUAAGACAGAUCUAUGGGAAAUAUUCAAGCAUUUUUAUUGUUCUAAAUGACCUUUUCUAUGUGCAGUCAGACCUGAAAGGCUUCACUUUAUUUUUCUAAGACUAUAGCUCAGUUCUCUUUUCUUUCUUUAGCAUCUUCUUUUUUUACUUUUUUAGUUCCUGACAGACGGACCUUAAAAGGCAAAGAAUGAACAGAAAACUUUACUAAAAGUUUGCCUGACAUUUAUAGACUGCUUUCAUAGCCUAAAUGCGGAGACAUGAAACCAUCUUUGAACUAUUUCUUCUUAUAUUUUUUAUUCCACAUGAAGAAGGUGAAAUGCUUACUUUGUAGUAAAUAUGAAAUUUUAAGUGAGUCUGGAAGGACAAUUUCACUGUUUCUAAAACAUGUUUUGUAUUGUUUAUGUGAUUUGGUCACUCACUGUGAGCACCACUCUUAACCUAAAAACUUCCUGCACGUAUUUCAAAUUAAGAUCCUAAAAGAGUUUCAGUGCAUAGGUGCCCUUCAUUUCUGCAGGGGUUUGAGUGUUUUCCUUUUUUAAAAUGUAAUUGUAUUUUUUAUUGGGUGUAUUUUGCUCUCACUUUGUUGUAAUGAAACUAAUGUCUUAAUGUCCUGAAAUUACCACUUGUCUCUGCAGGUCACUGUCUCUUAAGAAAAGACUCUUGAAAAAAAAAAAGUAUUAAAUGAUGUCAGUCAAACCUCAUAUGUGUCACCAGAUAGUUGAGUUGUGUAUUCGUUUUUUGGUCUGAAAAAAGGAAGUGAGGUUGACAUACGUAGGAGUGUGUGUGCCCUAACACGAGGUGACAAAUUUCCACAGUCAUGAUAUUCCAUGUAGCUAAAGUUGACUGGAAUUUGCCACACUACAGAAAAAAUAACCUACAAUAAUACAAAAUACAAAUGCUAUAUAA